Molecule: messenger RNA, 1383 nt
Organism: Entamoeba dispar SAW760
Lineage: Eukaryota; Evosea; Mastigamoebida; Endamoebidae
Product: D-hydantoinase, putative
Exons: 1
Coding region: 1-1383 (460 amino acids)
Cellular component (GO): cytoplasm
Molecular function (GO): hydrolase activity, acting on carbon-nitrogen (but not peptide) bonds
Source: RefSeq, a predicted model, not a curated record
AUGACUUUCAUCAUCAAAAACGGUACUAUAAUUACUACUGAUUCAAGCUUUAAGUCUGAUAUAUAUGUAAAAGAUGGUGUUAUAGCUGCAAUUGGUAGUGAAUUGACUCCACAAGAAGAAGUAGAAAUUAUUGAUGCAUCUGGUUUAUUAAUUUUACCAGGUGCAGUUGAUGGACACACUCAUCUUGCAAUGCCUUUUGGUGGAACAAUAUCUGCUGAUGACUAUGAAUAUGGAACUAUGGCUGCUGCAUGUGGUGGAACAACAACAGUAUUUGACUUUGCCCUUCAAGAAAGUGGAGAGAAUUUAAUAGAAACUUUAAAAAGAAGAGAUAGUCUUGCAUCCCAUCAAUCAUGUAUUGAUUAUUCAUUUCAUAUUGCAAUUAAAGAUGUUAGCACAAAUGAACUUUUAGAUUCUAUUGAUUCAGUAAUAUCUGAAGGAGUCUCUAGUUUUAAAGUAUUUAUGGUUUAUGACUUCUUUGUAACUGAUGGUCUUUUUUAUAAAAUACUUAAAAAGACAAAAGCGUCAGGAGGAUUAUUAGGAGUUCAUGCAGAGAAUAAAGGAGUAAUUGAUACAUUAACUGAAGACUUUAAAACAGAAGGAAAAUUAUCAGCAUGGUAUCAUUAUGAAUCUCGUCCUGAAUUUGUAGAGGAAGAAGCUGUUCAAAGAGCAAUUACAUUAGCAAAAUCAGUUGGUGCACCACUCUAUAUUGUACAUUUAUCAUCAAAAGGUGCUAUUAAUAUUAUAGAGAAAUCAAGAAAAGAAGGAUAUCCUAUAUUUGCAGAAACUUGCAUUCAAUAUCUUGAAUUAACAAAUGAUGUCUUUAAAAAAGAAGAUGCUAUAAAAUAUGUUUGUUCCCCACCAAUGAAAACAGAAGAAAGUAGACAAGCACUUUGGAAUGCAUUAAAAUCAGGAGUUAUUCAAACAGUUGCAACAGAUCAUUGUCCAUUUCAAUUAUCAGAAAAGGAAUGGGGAAAAGAUGAUUUUACAAAGAUUCCAAAUGGAUGUAGUGGUAUAGAAAAUAUGUUUCCCUAUAUGCUUUCUGAAGCAAAUAAAGGAACUUUAACUUUUAAUAAAGUGGUUGAAGUAUGUUGUUCAAAUCCAGCUAAAUUAUUUGGUAUUUAUCCAGAAAAAGGGUGUUUAGGAAUAGGUUCUGAUGCUGAUAUUGUUCUUUAUGAUCCAAAUAAGAAAUUUACAAUUAGUGUUGAUAAUAUGCAUUCUAAUGUAGAUCAUACUAUUUGGGAAGGAUUUGAAAUGCAAGGUUAUCCUGUUGCAACAUAUUGUAGGGGUAAAUUAGUAUUUAAAGAUGGAGUAUUUGUUGGAGAAAAGGGAUAUGGAAAAAGAGUAAAAUGUAAACCAUUACAUUUUUCAACCGCACAAUUAUAA